This is a messenger RNA of Fomitopsis serialis, 339 nucleotides long. RefSeq lists its product as uncharacterized. The record is from RefSeq and is a predicted model, not a curated record. The coding region runs from base 1 to 339 and encodes 112 amino acids. NCBI's taxonomy places the organism in Eukaryota, Fungi, Basidiomycota, Agaricomycetes, Polyporales, Fomitopsidaceae. The transcript has 4 exons.
AUGCAACGAGCUUCACUGGAGAUCGCUGGUUCUGUUGUGGUGAGCAAAAGGCACAGCUUUUUCCACUCUGUAUUCGCUCCUGACACUGCACCGAGCCUCAAAUAUGCGUCAGGGAUGCCUAAGAGGCGGUUAUUUUCUUUGGCCGACUUGUUGGGCCCAACAUGUGACGCAUGCAACCGACCAUUCGACAGCAUGCAAGGCCUCAUUUCCCAUCAAUCUACCAGCCGCAGUUGUGCGUGGUACAAGAAGGGAAAGCUGCGGGAACUUAACCGGGACGAGGAGCCUCUGUCCGACGCAUCUGGGGAUGAAAUUGAGGAAAUUGAGGACCGGUCAAGAUAA